Molecule: messenger RNA, 2238 nt
Organism: Fonsecaea erecta
Lineage: Eukaryota; Fungi; Ascomycota; Eurotiomycetes; Chaetothyriales; Herpotrichiellaceae
Exons: 2
Coding region: 1-2238 (745 amino acids)
Biological process (GO): glycerol-3-phosphate metabolic process
Cellular component (GO): glycerol-3-phosphate dehydrogenase (FAD) complex; mitochondrion
Molecular function (GO): glycerol-3-phosphate dehydrogenase (quinone) activity
Source: RefSeq, a predicted model, not a curated record
AUGGCCUCGGCCGGUCGUCCCUCUUCCGCACGUCGCUUCCUCAAGCCGCUCCUCUAUUCUGGUGCCGCCGUCGUUGGGGUUGGCGGCACCAUCUUGUACCUCUCCUACCGUCCCAUCAACGUUCCUGGUUCCCAGGGCGCCAUCGUCCCCAUCCCGCGAACUGAAGAUGGGACAAUAAUUCCUCCCAAGUUCCCCUUGAUUAAAUCCCGCGCCGAACAGAUCGCCGACCUGAGGAAGAGUGGUGGACUGGUGGGUGCCGCGCCAGAGACGCCCCUUCGGCAGCAGUUGAGGAAUAGUCUAGACCGAUUAAGAGGCGCAACGAGCGACGAUAGAGACACAACCCUGCCUGCGGAACAAGAAGCUGGGGAACCAUACGACCUUCUGGUCAUUGGUGGAGGGGCUACAGGUUCUGGCAUUGCCCUGGAUGCUGCCACGCGUGGCCUCAAGGUCGCCCUUGUCGAGCGCGACGACUUCGCGGCUGGGACAAGUAGCAAGAGCACGAAACUAGUACACGGCGGCGUACGAUACCUCGAAAAGGCUUUCUGGGAGCUGGACUACAACCAGUAUGCACUGGUUAAAGAGGCCCUGCGUGAGAGGAAAUAUUUCCUUGAUACGGCCCCUCAUCUGUCCAUGUGGCUCCCCAUCAUGAUUCCUUUGCAGAAAUGGUGGCAAGCACCUUACUUUUGGGCAGGUACGAAGCUAUACGAUUAUCUCGCAGGGAGUGAAGGCAUCGAAACGAGCUAUUUCUUGACCAAGAGCAAGGCCUUGGACGCCUUUCCCAUGCUGAAAAAAGAAAAUCUGGUGGGAGCCUUGGUAUACUAUGAUGGUGCGCACAAUGACAGCCGCAUGAACAUUUCCAUUGCAGCCACGGCUGCGCUGUACGGUGCAACGGUGGUCAACCAUAUGGAGGUUACAAGUUUGACCAAGGACCGGGAUGGCAAGCUGAAUGGUGCUGUGGUCCGAGAUGUGAUUGCCGACAAGAAUGGCACACCGACGUCGCCUUUCACUAUACGCGCCAAAGGUAUCAUAAAUGCGACCGGGCCUUUUUGCGACUCGAUACGGAAGAUGGACGACCCAAACGUGCAGGAGAUUGUGGCCCCGAGUUCUGGAGUCCAUGUGGUGCUCCCCGGAUAUUACAGCCCACAGAGGAACUCAAUGGGUCUGAUAGAUCCUGCAACAUCCGAUGGCCGUGUCAUCUUCUUUCUACCCUGGCAAGGCAACACGAUCGCCGGCACCACCGACGCACCAUGCAAGAUUACUCAGCAUCCGAUUGCCGGGGAGGAAGAAAUCGGCUGGAUUCUGAAUGAGAUCAAGGGAUAUCUCUCUCCCGAGAUCAACGUCCGGCGCGGGGAUGUGCUUGCUGCCUGGUCUGGGAUUCGCCCACUGGUCAAAGAUCCCAAAGCAAAGAACACUGAGUCACUUGUGCGGAAUCACCUUGUGACAGUCGCGUCUUCGGGACUGCUCACAUGUGCUGGAGGUAAAUGGACAACAUAUCGUCAAAUGGCAGAAGAUGCGGUUGACGAAGCCAUCAGCCAAUUUGGGCUGCGGACAAAACCUCUGACAACUCCGACGAGAAUUAGCGGCACCGAGAAGAUCGACGAUGCUGCCCCGCUCGAUGGGAACUGUCAAACACACCAAGUCAGACUUGUUGGCGCUCACGGGUUCUCCAAGACUCUGUUUAUCAACCUGAUACAGCAUUUCGGCCUCGAGACCGAAGUGGCGAAGCACCUCGCAGAGGCGUAUGGUGAUCGUGCGUGGACGGUGGCGGCGCUUUCAAGCCCGACCAACGAGAGGUACCCAGUCCGAGGAAAGCGUAUUUCUGCGCUGUACCCGUUUAUAGAUGGAGAGGUACGAUACGCGGUACGACACGAAUUUGCGCAGCGAGCCGUGGAUGUGAUUGCACGAAGGACCAGAUUAGCUUUCCUCAACGCCCAGGCUGCGUUGGAAGCGUUGCCUAAGGUUAUCGACUUGAUGGCCGAAGAGUUAAAGUGGGACAGUAAGAGGAGAGAGCUCGAGUGGAAGGAAAGCGUCGCUUUCCUAGCCUCAAUGGGCCUUCCAAGAAGCAAGUUAAAUGUCACCAGGAAAGAUGUUGAAAGUGGCAAAGCUGGAUUUGCAGACGAAUAUGAGAGGAAGCUAUAUUCAAGAUACGAUGGUCCAGCGGACACGCUCGAGAGUGACUCGAAACUGAGACCCGGCCAAAAUCCGGUCCUAGGACAAGAUUCGCCCGCCAACAAGUAG